This is a messenger RNA of Acanthosepion pharaonis, 747 nucleotides long. NCBI's taxonomy places the organism in Eukaryota, Metazoa, Mollusca, Cephalopoda, Sepiida, Sepiidae. The record is from the annotation of a GenBank genome assembly.
AUGUUUCUUUCUUUUCUUUUUUUUCUUUCUUUUAUCCCAUGUUUUUUGCCUCCCCUUUUCAUUUUUUUCCCAUCUUUCUGCUCGUCACUUUUGUUUUGCUCAGUGUUUCAUUUUUCGGCCUCCCUCUAUCUCAUUCUGUUUAAAUCUAUCUAUCUAUCUAUCUAUCUAUCUAUCUGUUAUGACUUUGCCUAUAACAUUCUCUCUGUCCUCUUCUAUUUCUAUCUCAUUCCUCUUCUCUCUCUCUCUGUCUCUCUCUCUGUUCAUCUCUCUCUCUUUUCUCUCUCUCUCUCUUUCUCUCCUCUGUUAACUCUCUCUCUUUUUCUCUCUCUCUCUCUCUCUCUCUUCUCUCUCUCUCAACUCUCUCUCUCUCUCUCUCUCUCUUUUCUAUCUCUCUCUCUCUCUCUCUCCUCUCUCUCUCCUCUCUCUCUCUCCUCUUCUGUUGCUCUCUCCUCUCUCUCUUAUAUCUUAUCUCUCUCUCUCUCUCUCUCUCUUUCUCUUUUUUCUCUCUCUCUCUCUCUCUCUCUCUCAUUCCUCUUCAUCUCUAUCUCUCCUCUUGAAUUCUCCCAUCCUUUCUCAGUUAUCCUCUUUGUUCUCUUCUCUCUCUCCUCUCGUUCUCUCUCUCCUCUCUCUCCUCUGUUGCUGCUUUUGAUCUGUCUGUCUUUUUUUUCCCCACAAAACCAUUUUAAAAAACUUAUUUGUAAUGCAAUAUGUAGGCAAAUCUUAUUUUUUUUUUCAGUAUUCACUUAG